Messenger RNA from Eremothecium gossypii ATCC 10895, 4416 nucleotides. RefSeq names its product bifunctional ATP-dependent DNA helicase/ssDNA endodeoxyribonuclease DNA2 (gene DNA2). Lineage: Eukaryota; Fungi; Ascomycota; Saccharomycetes; Saccharomycetales; Saccharomycetaceae. The record is from RefSeq and is marked provisional. The transcript has a single exon. The coding region runs from base 1 to 4416 and encodes 1471 amino acids. Gene Ontology annotation, molecular function: 5'-3' DNA helicase activity; single-stranded DNA helicase activity.
AUGCUGACUAAAGGGAAUAAACGUUCGUCUUCGGUAUCUGUGUCACCACAGAAAUCGAGAUCUAAAAGCGCGACGGAGGAUGGGCCAAGUGCAAACCUCAAGCCGCCAACAAAGAAGCAGAAUAAGAAAUUCAGCUAUAAGUUCGCGCCAGUCAAUAACCUGAGCACCUUGGAGGCUGCAUGCUCCCCCUCAAGCCCGAGCAGUGGGCGGGCUUCUGCCGCAGGCCGAGCUGCCGAGCAGCAGCUCCGGAACGCAGAGAAUGAUAAGGAAAACAAGACAUGGCUAUCAGGUGUGAAGGAUCGGCACUCUGAGGAGAGUGGCUCUGCAAAAAGAGAUUGCCACCUGGGUCCAGCUUCGCAGUAUAAUGGGGACGGGCCGUCCGAGGAGGUCAUCUGGAUGUUCUCCCCAGGCAAGCAACAACGGGAUCCCACACCUGCGGAACAGGUACUGCCGAUCACGAUCCCAGACUACAGCAGUGGCACGGAUGAUGUAGGGCCGCUCAAUAAUCAGUCUUCCACACCAAUUAUGUCCAGCAGGUUCAAAACGAUUCUAAGCCUGCCGCAUUUCUAUUCGAAUGAUGCCCAUGCGCGGGCAAAUAUGUCAAGGCGGCAUAUACGGACAGGCACGAGAAGCGCGACUGCUACUCCCAACUUUGAGUCGAAGGCUUCCACCCGGGACAUUGACGAUAUUAUUAACGACAUAGCUGGCGACUACGUGGUGCAUCAAACGCAAUUGCCAAGCUCUCCGAUGAAAGUCGGCGAUAUCCAAGGAGAAUCCAGGGAACCUUCAGCAAACACGUCCGAGGACAAUGUGCGGGAUGACCCGCUACAGGAUAAUGGACGCAAUACUACACCCGCGUUGCAUGAUAUAACAUCCAGCGCAGACGAUGACGAUUCAUUGAUAGAUAUUCUUACGCAAAAUUUCAGCAAACCAAAGACGAAGCAGGUGAUAGAGCUCCAAUCGGUUCCCGAGAAGCACAAUACCGAGAGGAGUUCCUCUACUGGCCCUUUCUUAUCACUUGCCUCUGGCCUGGACAGCUCUUCACAAUUGGAUCCUAGCGAUGAGACGAGCAAAGCAGAACUUUUGGGCUCUGACGCUAAUGACGACUCAUUAAUAUCCUAUUUAGAGAAGAAGCAUGUGAAAGGGCAACCGGAGGUAGCUGUUGUCCCUGAACCAUCCAAAGAACCAGUUGGUGUUCAAAAUGAUGCGAUGAAGGACACAGCAAACAACACCGAGACAGAGGACCUUAACAGGUGGCAGCGACUGGCAAUGUGCGGGUACAAGCGCAAAGGCCUCGCACGGCUAGUUGUACUUUCAGUGAAGGAGUUUAAUAUUCUGAGCAAUCCUCGGCAGAAGAUUCUUACAUGUCUUGAUUCAGAUGGUGUAAAGUCUACUGUCAUAGUGCGCAAACCAUGGGUACAAAUGGAGUUCGCUCCUGGUGACGUGAUCCAUAUAAUUGAGGGAAAGCACUCUUCUAAUACACGUUUGCUUUCAGAUGACAAAGAUCCUAUCACUGGCCUAAUUAAUGACAACCUUUUGGUCCAACAUCCGGAUCUUCUUCUUUCGGCCACUAUGAUCGGAAAUUCAAUCGAUUGCAUGCGAAGAGCGGUACUGGGCGCGAAAAUAAUAGAACCAGGGGAACCAAGCAUUCAUAUUACUAUAGGAUGCAUUGUACAUGAACUUUUGCAGGAGUUCUUGAGGUAUAGAUUGAAUCAUGAUAGUAUUGAUGAUGAUUUCAUUGAGUCAGCUCUCACUGAGGUUAUCGAAAAGUAUAAACUGUCCAUCCUAAUGUGCAAUGAAACGGCAGACUCUGUGCGGGAAAUAAUAGAACAGUUUCACUUACCGAAUAUAAGAAGCUUCGUUGCGGACUACGUGAAAGAAUCGAAUUCAGGAUGUAAGGUGAAUGUGGCAGGCCACUCGCAGAAGGAACUUCUCAGUAUUUCAAAAGCAGUUGAUAUUGAGGAGAACAUAUGGUCACAUAUGUAUGGGGUUAAGGGGUUCAUUGAUGCGACCGUUGAGACAUCUGUUGGGUCCUCAAAAAGGCUUUUGGCACCUCUAGAGAUUAAAACAGGAAAAUACAAGCAUAUUUCACAUGAAGCACAGGGCUCCAUAUACACUCUUCUACUAAGUGAUAGAUAUGAUAUUCCUGUUGAUUUUCAUUUAAUGUACUAUUCCAAGACAAACGAUUUUGUCAAGCAUCCAACCUCCAUGGUCUCUCUGAAACAUCUGCUUGUUCUAAGAAAUCAACUAGCAUCUAAAUUGAAGCACAAUAUUGCUGAGAUAGAGUCUCGUGAAUCACUUGCAAACUUGGAACUUCACUUACCACCACUAUUGAAAAGCUCGACCUGUGACACUUGCCAUGCGAAAACGCAUUGCAUGGUAAUAAAUAAGCUAACAGAAAAUGGCUCUAUUGAAGAUAGUGGUUUAGCUGGAAGCGAAUAUGAUGAUUUGACAGGUCAUCUGAGCAAAAACUUGGCUCGUUAUAGGGAAUUUUACCAAAAGUAUAUCGGCCUUCUGCAUUUGGAAGAAUCAAGUUUGAAUAGCAACUCUAAGGAGAUGUUUCUGAUGGAUAGCGAGCUUAGAGAAGCUACUAGCGGUAGGUGCAUUUCUGGGUUAGUGAUACAGGAAGUUUCAAUGGUGGGCGAUUUAUAUCAUUACAAGUUCAGGCGCUCUAGUACCAGUGAUGUUAAUGUGCCAAUGAUUAAUAGCCAAUUGGCGGUAAAUGAAAGCAUUUACAUCAGUGAUGAAUUGGGCCACUUUUCCCUAGCUACAGGCCAUGUUAAAGACAUAUCUGAUUCAUACAUCGUUAUUAGUUGCAGCCGGCGGUUUAACCUUGACAAUAUUCGUGCUAGUGGCUUCAGUGAGGACCAGCAGCAGGUAAUUGAAAGUGUUUUAACGGAGACGAGUUUGCAACAUACAAAUGUAACAGAAAGGUUAACCUAUAGGGUUGAUAAAUAUGAGCAUGCGGUAGGACUAUCAAUGUCGAGAUUCAAUAUCUUGAAUCUGUUUCUUCCAGAAAUUGAUCCUGACAAAGAGUAUGUCAAUGCCAAUGGUGAUAGAAUACGUCUCAACAAGUGGCAUGGAGGUGAUGGGAAAACUCGACGUUUACUGGUCGAAGGACAGCCGCCCAGAUUCAGCAAAAGACCACAAUUCACAUACACACCAGAUGAAACCAAAUUCAACAAAGAUCAACUGAAGGCAAUAGACAAGGCGAUCCGCUGUAAGGACUAUGCAUUAAUACUAGGCAUGCCAGGGACUGGUAAAACAACCUUAAUUGCAGAAAUUAUCCGUAUUUUGGCACGGAAUGGCAAAAAUGUGCUGCUGACUUCGUAUACGCAUUCGGCGGUAGAUAACAUCCUAUUGAAGCUUUUAGAUAGCGAACUUCAGAUUGCUAGGCUUGGAUACAAACACAGAGUACAUCCAGGUGUCCGGCACUUGGUUCAGUCACUAGAGGACGUACAAACACAUGAGGAGUUGGUGUCAUCUGUCGACGAAUUUCAGGUGAUUGCCACAACAUGCCUUGGCGUCAAUGAUUCUCUCUUGGCGCUGCGCACUAAGAACUUUGACUACGUGAUUUUGGAUGAGGCAAGCCAGGUCUCGCUACCAAUUGCUCUGGGUCCAAUACGGUAUGGUGACCGCUUCCUCUUAGUCGGGGACCAUUACCAGUUACCACCCUUGGUUCGAAAUCAUAUUGCCAAAGAAGAUGGCCUUGAGGACACAUUGUUCCAGCUUCUGUGCGAUCAGCACCCCAGCUGCAUGACGGAGCUAACCCUACAGUAUCGCAUGAACGAGGACAUCAUGGCCCUGUCCAAUGAGCUAAUUUAUGACGGUAAACUGAAAUGUGGUGAUCGUAGCGUGGCAGAACGUGCCUUACGCAUAGAGGUCCCGAAGUCCAUAACCCAGCCAUGGCUUCGAGAGGCGUUAAAUCCAUGCAAACGAGUGAUCAUGAUCAACUACGACAAUAUCCCCUCCAUCCGUGAGACUGCAGACAGAGAUAAUAUCAGAAAUGAGGGUGAAUCCCGCAUCGUGGGGCUGCUUGUUUCGGGCCUCCUUUCCUGCGGCGCGUCAUCAGCAGACAUAGGGGUCAUGACCCUCUAUCGUGCACAGUUACGCCUGUUGAAGUCGGAGCUGGCCCCACAUAGUAGCACUCUCGAGGUGCUCACUGCAGAUCAGUUCCAGGGCCGUGAUAAGGAAUGCGUAAUCAUCUCGACGGUCCGCUGUAACCCCAGCCUCAAUGCCGGCGCUCUUCUGCGCGAGUUGCGCCGCGUAAAUGUCGCCAUGUCCAGGGCCAAAAGCAAGCUUAUCUUGGUCUGCUCUCUAGCGACUAUCAGCUCCGUCCCCCAGCUGCAGGGUUUCCUCCGUCUACUGCACCGCAAUGGAUGGGUCUACACGCUGUCGCCAUCAACUUACCCGUAG